AUGGCAUAUAGAGCGAGCGUCCCCGGCCUCAACAAUUCUCUGAAUGAAGAAGACCUAGAGCAAAGCCGAAAUAUAUUCAGUUUCCGUUAUAACGGGCUCCCGGACGAUUCAAGACAACCCGAAAUCUUCGAGGCACACAUACGUGAUCUUGCCGCACUCUUCGUUCGAAAUCACGCUCAGGGAAUCUUUGGAAUCCACUUAGCUCAUGCCCACUUCGCCAUCCCUAAGAACACUAUCUUACUCGGAGCCAACCACGAUAUACCUCGCUGCCGCUGGGAAAAGGUCGCUAAGGCCCUACUUCAAGCCAUCGACUCAUACUUCUUGCAAAUGUUAGAGCUCGUCCUCCCUCACGGAGCCAUCAUGCAAAUUGGUUGGAAGUUUGAGACGCAGCACGGCGAGCCACGCGUAUAUCAGGCCAAUGAGUCGCACGGUCAGACGCGUAUAGGGCAUGAGAUUUGUAAUAAAGGGGAAGCUCAUCCAAAGCUAGAGACUUUUCAGCACCUCAAGUAUGCACUUGCAGAGGCUGGCAUUCUAUAG
Lasiosphaeria miniovina is the source of this 537-nucleotide messenger RNA. RefSeq lists its product as uncharacterized. The transcript has 5 exons. The record is from RefSeq and is a predicted model, not a curated record. Lineage: Eukaryota; Fungi; Ascomycota; Sordariomycetes; Sordariales; Lasiosphaeriaceae. Bases 1 to 537 code for a protein of 178 amino acids.